This is a messenger RNA of Schistosoma mattheei, 3263 nucleotides long. The record is from the annotation of a GenBank genome assembly. NCBI's taxonomy places the organism in Eukaryota, Metazoa, Platyhelminthes, Trematoda, Strigeidida, Schistosomatidae.
AUGUUCACGUCCUCCUCGUCCUCCUCCUCUCCCUCUUGCUGCUUCUAUUCCACCAUCAACAGCCCGUUGUUCUUCAACAUCACCAUCAUCGGCUGCGAAUCAAUAGCAAUAACAAAUUCUACGGUAAAUAGAUCACCAAGUGUUCAAUCAACAUUUAAUUCUAUCUUAAGCACUAAUUGUUUAAAUUCAAGUCCAUCUCAAUCAAUCACCAAUUAUCCAGCAACAGUAUCAACUGGAUCCACAUCUUCAUUAGCAGCAAUGAUGACAGCAGCGGCGGUAGCUGCAGCAAUGGCUGGUAUAUGUCGAUCUAAUUCAGACGUAUCCAAGUGUAUACCAUCUCUGUCAACGUUUUCACAACCUUUAUCCCCUUCAUCAUCAUUGUCAUUAGCCGGAUCAAUAUCCCCAACAGCAGCGGCAGCAACAGCAGCAACGUCUGCAUUUCCAACAGGACUUAAUCAAACUUUUCAAAAUUUAGAUUUGAUGAAUUUACCAUCAAAAGAAUUCCAUGAUGAAUUAUUGAAUCAUCAUGAUAUGAUGCUUAUGAAUGGACAACAACAUCUGUAUAGGAAUGCAAUACAAUCGAAAUAUUUAAGACAUUCACAACAGCUACAUCAGUAUACACAUACUACUAAUAGUAAUGCUAAUAAUAUUAAUAGUAUAAUAGAUUAUACAAACGAUGGAUCAGUCACUGAAAUGGAAGAUAUUGAUGAUGAAGUAAUUGAAGAGAAUGAAAUGCCGGGUGAUAAUGAAGAUGAUGAAGAAUUUACUGAAGAAAUGUUAUUACAUGAACGAAUAAUUCAUAGUAAUGAUAAUAAUAACAGUAAAGAAUGUAAUGGAUUAAUAGAUGAACGUCCAGAAAAUGAUUUAUCAUGUGGAACGAAUAAUAAACCAGUUGUUAAAUGUUCAACUGGGUUCAAUAAUGAAAUAGGCAGUACAAGAAACUCAAAAAAUCUAUUAGAAUCAAUGAAACAUGGCCAAUCACCAAACAAAGAGAUCAACACUGCUCAUCUACAUACAAAUAAUGAAUUGAAGUUUUUAAAUAAAUCAUGUAAUCAUAAUUUCACUGGGAAUAUGAUGAGUGCCAACAAUAGCAUUAAUAGUAAUAAUACGAAUAGUACCAAAGCAGGGAAUGUAAGUAGUAGUAGUAUUAGUAGUGGACGAGCUAGUCGAACAAAUUUAUCACCUAGUUCUGCCAUGAAUCAUGAUCAAAAACGGAAUCAUCAUUAUCAUCCCCAUUACCAUCGAAAUUUCACUGAAUCGUUGAUAAACAACAAUAAUGUUGGAACUAAUAAUAAUAAUAUGGGCGACUCGAAUUCAACAGAAUCUGAUGAAAAUUCAUCAAUAAACUUGUCAGUCAAUAAUAAUACAACUACUACAUUAAUGACCACGUCAUCAACAUCAACGCCAACAACAACAGUGCCUUCAUCUUCGUCAUCAUCGCCUAGUGGUGGUGGCGUUGGAUCGGGUGCAUUAUUUAGUAUUCGACGAGCUGUUGGGUUGUCUAGAACUAAUCUACCAUUUCCAGCACGGAAACGUCUAUUCGGUUGGUUAGUUGAUCAUUUGAGAGAACCAUAUCCCUCAGAAGAGGAAAAAAUGAUGCUUGCUAUGGAAACUGGAUUAUCACGUACAACAGUGAAUAAUUGGUUUAUUAAUGCUCGACGACGUUAUGUUAAACCAUUAAUGCAAGGCCGACUUGUUCUCCAAUCAGGAGUUUUUAAAACAGUCACCAGUGAAAAUUGUAACACUACAACACCCAGUGGAGGUAGCGGAGGAGGUGGUGGCGGUGGAGCAUCAUCAUCAGCUUCUUCACCUCCAUCCCCAACAUCAAAUACUGGUACUAAUAAUAACAGUAUUGGAUCAAAUCAAUACGUACCAACAAAUCCUUGUAUAACCAAUAAAUCAAAUUAUACGAAUAGUCCAUUAAAUGAAAAAACUCAUCGAGAAAGAUCAACCUCACGAAGAAAUAAUUCAUUAACUGGGAAUACUCAUGCUAAUAUUAGUAGUAAUACCAUGAAUAAUUCAUCUAAUCUAUUACAAAUGUCAAAUUCAUUUAAUUCAAGUUCAACUAAUGAUGUAACAAAUACAUCAUGUCAUUAUAAUAAUUCAUUUAUUUCAAAUCCAUUUUUAAAUCAAUCAAAUAGUUUAUCGAUUAGUAAAUCAUCAAACUCAUCAUCAGAUUCCACUGCAACUAUUUCAGCAAUGGCAGUAGCUGCAGCCGCAGCAGCAGCUGUAUACGCUGGUGCAAAUAUGAAUUCAAACAGAGGAGAUGUAGGAGGUGGAGGAAAUAGAAUAGGAUGUUCAUCUACAUUGACAGGAUCAAUUUCAACAUCAUCAACAUCUGCAUUAUCAUCAAAUUCAUCGUUACUUUUCUCUACACAAUUUAAUAAUCUACUUAAUAAUGCAGCAAUGGCAGCUGGUGUAUCAGUGUCAGGAUCAAAUUCAAUUACAAACUUAAAUCGAUCAACACGUACAGGAUUAUCUAUGCAUUCUCUUCAACAACAACAACAUCAACAUAAUCGACAAAAUCAACAACUACCACAACAACCACAAAUCCAUUCAGAUAUUUUAUUAUCUAAUGAACAUUUAGUUGAUAGUAUAACAAAUUUAUCUAAAAAUUUAUUAUGUUCUUCAUCUACUGAACAAGAACACAUGAUUAGUGGUACUACUGGUGAUUGAAUGAAUAUUUAGAAAAGGAUAGGAGAACAAAAAAGAAAGUACAAUUGAAGAAAUGAUUAUAACAUUGUAAAUUACAUAAUUCAUACUACUUAUAAAUCAUAUCAUUCAAGUAAUAGUACUACUACUAAUAAUAAUGAAAUGAAAGUAUUCAAUCUAACAUGGAAGUUGGAUUUUCUUUCGUUACUUCUCUACACACUCAUUUCAUAAAUCUUAUUUUGAAAUGAAUACAACUUGUAUUGAAUACAAAAUAUCUAAAAAAAAAUAGAAAAUAAAUUUUAUGAAUGAAUAUUCAUUGUACAUAAUUCAACUGUAUUCAAUAAGGCUAUAAGAAGAUUAUGUAUACAAAUUGUUUAUUUGUUUACUUUUUUUUUGUUUCUUCUAUAUUCAUUCAUUUGGUUUCUUUGUUGUUAGCUUAAGAUUUUCUUAUGUAAGUGUAAUUUCCAAUUAGGUUCUAUUGUAAUACACGAUUUGCAUAUAUAUAACAUGUAAGUGUGCUGUGUAUAUGUAUGUAUUUACGUCAGCCUAUGUUACUUGUCAAUUUCUUUGACUGACAUUACAUUCAUUUUAUAUUAAUAAUAAUAAUAAUA